UCUCUCUCUCUCUCUCUCCCUCCCCCCCCCAUUUUUCUCUACCCCUUCUUUCUCCUCUCUCAAGUUUCCUCUCUUCUCAGAUCCACAGCAAAGGGAAGAUACAGCUCCAUUCUGCUUUCCGUUUUCAGGUAAGAAGUCCUGAAGAUGGUAUUGAACAUCCACAGAAUGCAGUUACUACUUCUUGUUUUCUUAGUGUGGAAUCCAGCCAGGUUGGUGCUGGCUAACAUCCAAGAAGAUGAGGCUAAAAAUAACAUUACCAUCUUUACAAGAAUUCUAGACAGACUUCUGGAUGGUUACGAUAAUCGGCUUAGACCAGGACUGGGAGGGGUUAGUCCUUGCUCUGCACUCAGAAAUAACUCCUGGCUGGCUCUGGGGACCAAACGGGAUGCCAGAGAUCGAACCAGGUUUGGCUGCGUGAAAGACAGCAUAACUGAAGUUUACACUAACAUCUAUGUGACCAGCUUUGGCCCUGUCUCAGAUACAGACAUGGAAUAUACAAUAGAUGUUUUCUUUCGGCAAAAAUGGAAAGAUGAACGGUUAAAAUUUAAAGGGCCAAUGAACAUUCUUCGACUUAAUAACUUAAUGGCAAGCAAAAUCUGGACUCCUGAUACCUUCUUUCACAAUGGGAAAAAAUCAGUAGCUCAUAAUAUGACCAUGCCAAAUAAGCUUCUUAGAAUUCAGGAUGAUGGCACUCUCCUGUACACAAUGAGGCUUACUGUUCAAGCUGAAUGUCCAAUGCACUUGGAGGAUUUUCCGAUGGACGCUCAUUCAUGUCCUCUGAAAUUUGGAAGCUAUGCAUAUACAACUUCAGAGGUUACUUACAUUUGGACUUACAAUGCUUCGGAUUCAGUACAGGUGGCUCCUGAUGGCUCUCGCCUCAAUCAGUAUGAUCUAUUGGGCCAGUCAAUUGGGAAAGAAACUAUAAAAUCCAGUACAGGUGAAUAUACUGUAAUGACAGCUCAUUUCCACUUGAAAAGAAAAAUUGGAUAUUUUGUGAUUCAGACAUAUCUGCCUUGCAUCAUGACUGUUAUUCUCUCCCAAGUGUCAUUCUGGCUUAACCGAGAAUCUGUGCCUGCAAGGACUGUGUUUGGGGUAACAACUGUUUUAACAAUGACAACUCUAAGCAUUAGUGCUCGAAAUUCUCUCCCUAAAGUGGCUUAUGCAACUGCCAUGGACUGGUUCAUUGCUGUUUGUUAUGCAUUUGUGUUUUCUGCACUUAUUGAAUUUGCUACUGUCAAUUACUUCACCAAAAGAGGAUGGGCUUGGGAUGGAAAAAGUGUUGUAAAUGACAAGAAAAAAGAAAAGACUACUGUCGUGAUACAGAACAAUGCUUAUGCCGUGGCUGUGGCCAAUUAUGCCCCGAACCUUUCAAAAGAUCCAGUUCUCUCUACCAUUGCCAAGAGUGCAACCACUCCAGAACCGAACAAGAAGCCAGAAAACAAGCCACCUGAAGCCAAGAAAACUUUCAACAGUGUUAGCAAAAUUGACAGAAUGUCUAGAAUAGUUUUUCCAGUUCUGUUUGGGACAUUUAAUUUGGUUUACUGGGCUACAUAUUUAAACAGGGAGCCUGUACUGGGGGUCAGUCCUUGAAUGGAGACUUGGGUUGUCUUUGAUGAAGAGCACCAUUACCUUGGUUUGUUUUGCUAUGUACAGACUGACUAAUAACUGCUAAUUUGAGAGUUAACAUGUACAGUAUGUAUAUAUUGAUAUAAAUUACCUUAGAUGUCUAAAAGAUAUUUGCUAAGUCAUGGCACUGAAGGCAGGAAAUGUCCAAUGCCAAAAGAGCCACUGCCUUUUAAAAAGAUUUGCCCUAGAACUAGAUGAAUGUGACUUUCAGGUGAUUUAUCUCCUCUCUUCUAACAGUGAUGGAUAUGGGUAUCCUAUGCUUCACUUUAUAGGGCCUUUGGAUUUGGGUCUCAAAAAUGGGUAUUUUUUACGAUCACCUAAUUAUAAUGUAAGAUUACCAUUCAUUAUCAUCACAAAAUGAAUCCUUUAAAAUAACAGAACUUCAUAUCAAGAACAUUAGUUUCAUUCUUGAGUGCUCUAAAUCCCUGCUAGUGUAAUUGAAAGCUUGGCACACAUAAGAAGAAAAAAAAUUGAAAUCAGCUUUUUACUCUGUAUAGUAUUGAUAGCCAUGUAUAUAUUACAGCAUGACCAGCUCAAAUAAUUAUGAGUUAACCCUGACAGAAAGUAAAUUAUGCCUAGAAUUUAAUUAAUAAUGGAAUGUCAUGGUCAUUACACUUUUAGUAUCAGAAUUUAUUUGAAAAAUCAAUCAUUAAAAUUCUAAAAAUUAUUUUAAUUCUUGGAAACUACUUUAAAUUUAUAAAAGAUAAAUAUGUCUUAACUCUUUCCAGGUAUGAGUUAUGUUGAUAUUGACAGACUAAUAUUUUUGGUGCUGGAGAUGAGAAAGCAUUCAGCAUGGCUUAAGUGGAGCAGAGUUUGUAUUGGAUUAGGAAAGUGUGCCCCCAAACUCCCACAAUUAGAAUUCAUAGGUGUCACAGAAUAUAGAUAAGCACUUAUACAAUUCUCUUCUUUCCUGUUUACUACAAAUUCUGCCUUAAGGCUUCUUUACAUCCAGAGUUAGAAGCCACUAAUCAUAAAGGAAAGGGUGCUGAAUUGGCACCUUUUUCUUUCUUGAAAGUUGUUUGUCCACUUAAGAAUUAAUGUAAAUCUGUUUUUGUAAAUUACAACUUAAAAUUUUGUUGUCAAAAAUUUACAACAGCUUUGUAUACCUGGAAAGAUUUUGGUAAGAGUUGAACAUUUUUAAACUGAAACUUUAAAGUAUCACAGAUUGUGGGUUAGAUCAUAGACAGAAACAUGAACACAUAUGUACAUCAAACACACAAUUAGCUAAAUUAGAACAGAACACAAUGGGAACUAAAUUAGAAACCACAAUUUUCAAUUUUAUAAAAUUUCUAAUUGCUAAUGUGUAAGAUUCAUAUUUCUUUAAUAUUAAAUAUUUCUUUAUUCUCCCCAGAAUAUAUUAGUAAAUGUAACCAACGUGUCUCAUGCCUAGAUUCAGUGUUUUCACAAACACAAUUCUUUGUCUCAUAUACAUAUUAGCAGUUAUCAGUUGACUUUUAAUAUUAGAUACACCUUAGUGAUGGUGUUUUUGUAGAAAAAAAGUAGUCAAAUAGUGACAUUUCUUGCAGUUUUGUACAGUAUUUCAGUAUAGUGCAUAAAAAAGUAUGUUCAUUAAAAUAAUAAAAAGAAUAUCUUAUGAAAAUAAGCAAA
Messenger RNA from Suncus etruscus (white-toothed pygmy shrew), 3234 nucleotides. RefSeq names its product gamma-aminobutyric acid type A receptor subunit alpha2 (gene GABRA2). The record is from RefSeq and is a predicted model, not a curated record. Gene Ontology annotation, molecular function: GABA-gated chloride ion channel activity; inhibitory extracellular ligand-gated monoatomic ion channel activity; transmitter-gated monoatomic ion channel activity involved in regulation of postsynaptic membrane potential. Lineage: Eukaryota; Metazoa; Chordata; Mammalia; Eulipotyphla; Soricidae. The coding region runs from base 145 to 1590 and encodes 481 amino acids. The transcript is spliced from 11 exons. Gene Ontology annotation, cellular component: dendrite membrane; synapse; GABA-A receptor complex. Gene Ontology annotation, biological process: gamma-aminobutyric acid signaling pathway; regulation of postsynaptic membrane potential; synaptic transmission, GABAergic.